AUUUGAAAAAUUCUCCCGGUUGUCCUUGCUCGCGGUCUGAUUUGGUUUUAAUUUUUAAUUUAUAAAUUUUGCGAUGUGGGAUUUCUAAUUUUAAAAUAAAGCCGGUGUAAAGAAUACUUUUCAGUUUUACUUCCACUGGUGUUACUAUUCAUCCUAAUUAUGAGCAAGCCUGGUACACCACCCCCUCCACAAACCUUCAACCCUCUACCAAAAAUCAUCAAUGGGGGCAUUGCCGGAAUCAUUGGUGUUUCCGUCGUAUUUCCAUUGGAUCUGGUCAAAACCAGAUUGCAAAACCAAACCAUCGGUCCAAAUGGAGAGAAGCAGUAUAAAAAUAUGUUGGAUUGUUUCCGCAAAACAUAUGCGGCGGAAGGUUACUUCGGUAUGUACCGGGGCUCUGCGGUGAACAUCAUCCUCAUCACCCCCGAGAAAGCCAUCAAACUAGCAGCCAACGAUAUGUUCCGGUUUUACCUUACACUACCUGAUGGUUCGUUACCAGUAUUUCGACAAAUGAUAGCCGGUGGGAGUGCGGGCGCGUGUCAGAUUGUCAUUACCACACCAAUGGAACUGCUGAAGAUUCAGAUGCAGGACGCUGGCAGAGUCGCUGCACAGGCCAAAGCGGAGGGCCGCAAGUUCGAGCGAAUCACGGCGAUGCAAUUGACGCGCAAACUGAUCAAGGAGCGCGGCAUCUUCGGCCUGUACAAAGGUGUCACGGCCACGGCGGCGAGAGAUGUGUCCUUCAGUGUUAUAUACUUCCCGAUGUUUGCGACCUUGAACGAUCUGGGACCCAAGGAGCCGGGAGCCACUGGACCACCGUUCUGGUGGUCGUUCGGGUCCGGCUGCGUGGCCGGCUCGUCGGCGGCGCUCGGCGUGAACCCGUUCGACGUGGUCAAGACGCGCAUGCAGACGCUCACCAAGGGCAGCGGCGAGCGGCAGUACUCGUCCAUCGUCGAUUGUAUCACACAAACAAUGAAACACGAAGGACCAACAGCUUUCUUCAAGGGCGGCGCUUGCCGUAUGAUCGUCAUCGCACCGCUUUUCGGUAUCGCGCAAACAAUCUAUUACCUAGGCCUUGCUGAAAAUUACCUAGGUAUCAAAUAAACACAGACCUUCUUCCGAGACAAUACACUGGUUUAAAUCGCAAUGCAUUUAUAUUGUUUGUUUGCAAAUUGUUUAUUUCAAUGCUAUUUAUGUUUCUAAAAACACCAAAAUGAUGAAAACUUAUAAAAAAUAGAAAAAUUCAAUAUACCGUUGUUUUAAAGUAUUUAGGUUUGGAAGUGUCUUAAAUGCAAUAGAAUGAUAUUUUUUUAGGAAUUAAUUA
Molecule: messenger RNA, 1318 nt
Organism: Zerene cesonia (dogface butterfly)
Lineage: Eukaryota; Metazoa; Arthropoda; Insecta; Lepidoptera; Pieridae
Product: mitochondrial glutamate carrier 1-like
Exons: 8
Coding region: 160-1098 (312 amino acids)
Biological process (GO): L-glutamate transmembrane transport; malate-aspartate shuttle; aspartate transmembrane transport
Molecular function (GO): L-glutamate transmembrane transporter activity; L-aspartate transmembrane transporter activity
Source: RefSeq, a predicted model, not a curated record